UUAGAUUUGUGGUGUGCGUGGCGGGGCCGCCGGGCUUGUUAAUUCUCCGCUGAGUGGUCUCGAUGUAGCGGGUAGUGUGCAAGCAAUCCAUUUACAUAGUUGUGGCCUGGUCUGUUAGUCUGCAGAUAGUAUAGAUAAGCGGUGCUACGUCCUUUCACUGAACACUGAAUUUGGCCAUGUCGUUCAGAGUACCACAAAUGUUAAGGAGGAAGAGCUUUCUGACCAUGCAGCCCUUGCUGCCAAAGCGGCUUGGGUCAUCUCGCUUUGGAAGUGCUGUGAAUCUUCUUAGCGCUAUGAACCAAAUGAAGAAAGUGCCCGUGUCACAAUCAGGAUCAAGAUCUUUGAUGACCACUAAGUAUGGUAUUUUGCAUAUGGAAUGUUGUGGUGCUGGCUUUUGCUCUUACUCUGUGCAAAGAUGGACGUCGUAUACGUCGACGGCCGUGCCGCCGGCUGCCGUGGUUUCGGUGGCAAGCCGGGAUGAGCGACGCGGCUUCAUGGCCUGCUUUCCCGACUUGGUGCGCAACCUGACCGAGGUCGGCUUCCACAAGGAUCUGCAGGACGCCAACAAGUGGUUCGCCAAGGUUCUGCAGUAUAAUGUGCCGGGCGGCAAGAUGAACCGCGGCCUGGCGGUGCCGCUGACGUACCAGAUGCUGGUGCCGGCCGAGCGGCACACCGCCGACGUCAUGCAGAAGGCCUACAUCGUCGGCUGGUGUGUCGAGCUGCUGCAGGCCUUCUUUCUGGUGCUCGACGACAUCAUGGACGGGUCGGAGACGCGGCGCGGCAAGCCGGCCUGGUACCGCAAGGACGACCGCGGCCUGCCGGCCAUCAACGACGGCGUCCUGCUCGAGGCCGGCAUCUACAAGUUGCUGAAGCUGCACUGCAGUGGCGAGCCGUACUACCCCAGCAUCAUCGACAUCUUCCACAACACCACGAUGAAGACCGUACUGGGCCAGAGCCUGGACCUGCUUGGCUCGCAGAGCGGCCAGCUCGACCUCAGCAAGUACACCAUGGGACGGUACACGGCCAUUGUCAAGUAUAAGACGGCCCACUACUCCUUCCACCUGCCGAUUGCCCUCGCCAUGCACAUGGCAGGUAUAUCUGACCAGGAGAGCCACAGACAGGCCAAGGCCAUCCUACUAGAGAUGGGUCACCUCUUCCAAGUCCAGGACGACUUCCUCGACUGCUUCGGCGACCCGGCUGUGACCGGCAAGAUCGGCACGGACAUCCAGGACGGCAAAUGUUCGUGGCUAGUGGUGGUUGCCCUGCAACGGGCCUCGGCCGCCCAAAAACAGGUCAUCCAGGAGAACUACGGUAGAGACGACCCAGAGUGCGUGGAGCGCAUAAAGCGGCUGUACACCGAGCUCAACCUGGUAUCUGUCUACAAGAAGUACGAGCUCAGCAACUACGAUCACAUCUGUCGCCUGGUGGAGCAGACCUCUCGCGGGAUGCCGCACAAGGUCUUCUACAAGAUGUUGGAAAAGAUCUACAAGCGCGAGAGUUAGGCGUCAGCGCCGAUGAUCAGCUUCGCUGUGCCCCACUUCACCCUUGUUAACGUCUUGCCGUGUUUGUCAUAAUGUUCGCCACUGGACAUCAGCUGCUCGCGAAACUGCGAUACCUUAGCGUUGUGUGCCCCGCUAAGGCCGCCGACUAAGCGUUCAUGGUCGCCGACUGAGGCGUCGCGAGUGAACAGGGCUCGGCUGAGCUUCAGACGCGGGGUCGGGGUCGGGUCCAGUGCCGACACCGGUCCGGUGGGGGGCGAACGUCGCUCGUGCUGCCGCUGCCCUCGAGGCCGUUUGUGAUCGGACCCUCUCUGCUCCUGUCUGUCCUGUCACCUUUUCAGCCCUCGCAGACGAUCGCCCGUCAUCGGACCUAGAUUGUUCUGGUAGCCUAGACACCCACACUCGGACCGUGCUCUUUCGUACUCCCUGUACUGUUCGGAUCGCUUUCGCUUGGCUCAUUCCUCCGGCGCGCAGUGUCCGGGUCGUGGACAUGGCGCCGUGGCGACAUCGAGGCUAAUCGUGCUGUAGCUGUGGCCGAGGGGACGCGGCGACGCGAGCCGCGGGACGCUGCUCUGUUUUGAGAGACGAUUCUUCUUAAGCCCGUGUGCGGCCCCGUCCCUGCUGUCCUGACGAGGAUGGACGGCUGGGCGGCACGAGUGCGCUGAUCCGCCGCGCACCGCGGAGACCACCCUCGUGCGCUCGAGUCUCGGCACCGAGGCCAGUGGUGCGGCGCGUAAUGUGCGCCAACUGGGGAGAGCCACCAGUCUGGUAGUGUGGUCAAUAAUAAAAUAUUUGUUCGCAUCA
This is a messenger RNA of Pollicipes pollicipes, 2303 nucleotides long. RefSeq names its product Farnesyl pyrophosphate synthase (gene Fpps). Gene Ontology annotation, molecular function: (2E,6E)-farnesyl diphosphate synthase activity; dimethylallyltranstransferase activity. The transcript has 8 exons. Lineage: Eukaryota; Metazoa; Arthropoda; Thecostraca; Pollicipedomorpha; Pollicipedidae. Gene Ontology annotation, cellular component: cytoplasm. The record is from RefSeq and is a predicted model, not a curated record. Gene Ontology annotation, biological process: trans, trans-farnesyl diphosphate biosynthetic process. The coding region runs from base 177 to 1502 and encodes 441 amino acids.